AUGAAGACCAUGCUAACUCCCUCCUCUGCCGCCGGUUUGGAAGCUGAUGAAGACUGCCUUUCUCUUUCUCUUUCUCUUGGCCCACCUGGCCAACACAUCCGUAAGAGCCACCAAAAACCUUCUAGUGAGGGUGGUGUAACAACGGCCCAUCGGAUCGUUUCUCCAAGCAAAUACUGGAUUCCUUCGCCGAUAGAGAUCCUUGCCGCUGGUCCAACACAACUCUCUUGCUCAAUCGACAACAACAUGCAGAUGCAUAUGUCGGGGGCCUCGGGGCAUGGAUCACUGUAUCGGAAGGGUGCAGAAUCUUUGAGAGGAACAAACCCCACUUAUUCCAAGCCAAUACUGCCAUGUUAUUGUUGUGCCGAGGGUUGCAAGCACAAUAUAGAGCAUCCGCUGUCAAGGCCACUGAAAAGUUUUAAGACCCUGAAGGAUCAUUACAAGCGAAAGCAUGGUGCCAGGCUUUACGAGUGCCAAAAAUGUGGGGUACGAUUCGGUCUCAAAGUAGAUUGGAGGUUUCAUGAGAAGAACUGCGGGAAGCUCUGGCUUUGCAUUUGUGGCUCUAAAUUCAAACACAAGAGGUGCCUUACACAGCAUGUUAGUGCAUUUGGGAAUGGCCAUGCACCGCACACUUAA
Corylus avellana is the source of this 633-nucleotide messenger RNA. NCBI's taxonomy places the organism in Eukaryota, Viridiplantae, Streptophyta, Magnoliopsida, Fagales, Betulaceae. The record is from RefSeq and is a predicted model, not a curated record.